CGGCCGGUCCUUUGUAUAGUAUAGUAACAUGGGACUAUCUUCUGGUUGACACACGUACGUGGCUCUCUCUCCCUCUCUCUCUCUCUCUCUCUCUCGGUCUUCUGCCCUUCUGGGUCUUCUUCACAAGGGAGUGUUUUGGAACGGUAAGCAACUCACUUACCCCUUGCUUAAUCAUCAUACUUACCUGUGUAAAGAUUGUGACAUACAGCUGUUUGUUUUUGGUUGUAUUGUAAUGGUGCGUGUUAAAUUUUGAGGAAAAAGACUCAGAAGGUGAGCAAAAGUAGAGGGUAACUCAAUUUCUUGGUUCUUGUUCUGAUUGAAUUAGUGGGUUUUAAAAGAGGAGUAGAGAGAACCCACAAGAAAGAGAGGAGGGGCUCUGAUCCAGAUUUAUUUGAAGGGAAAAAAUCCUUGAGAUUUUUCAACCCAGAUUUUUCUUUGGGGUUUUGAUUUGUAAGUUGUAAUCUUUGUUUGUGCUUUUUUGUGAUUUAGCAGUUUGGGGUAUUCAUUGUUUCCUAUUGUCUGAUUUGAUUCGUGUACUUCUUGUUGUGAAAUCAGAGGACUGGUUAAGGUUGGGAAAAGAGGAUUUGGAUCUCCACUGGUCUUCUUCUUAAUUUGUUUGUUGAAGUUUUGGAUCAAGAACCUCUAGAUCAGACCACCCAUUUGAAUUUAAUUUUGGAAUCAAGUUGUGUUCUUUCUUGGAUUGCAACCAGAAGUCAAUGGAUUUUGAAACCCUCAUGUGUUGACUUGAAGUCGACCCAAUUAAGAAGAAAGGGAUAGGUUGGGAAGGGUAGUGGUUUGAUUUGAUUUUGGAUCAUUUGGAGGGUUAAAUAGAUGGAGGAAAUAUCUGCAGCAAUGGCUGUGCCAUUUGUGCUGGGUAAUUUGAUCUAUGAGGAGUCAGUGCUUACAACCCAUGUGGAAAUAGCCGGGUUCGAGCUUAUAACUAGUAAAACAAGCUUGUUAACGGAACCCGCUUCAACCAAGCGUCCUUUAGUGUCUAUUAGCACUGGUAAUGAUGAUUAUGAUUGUAUUAAUCUUGAUAGUGGAGCUACAAUAGUGAAACUAUCGCCAAUAGAAGAAUUCAAGAAAGUAAGAAAGGACACAGAGAGGGUAGUUGAAGAUGAAAUCGUUUUGGUUUCAAGUGAUACUUCUGAUCUGGAGGAGAAGUCUAAUACAGACUCGAAAAUUCAUGUGGAUGUCGGGAAGAUAAAUGGAAAUAUUGAGACUGUUGAUGGUUCGAUUUUGUUGGAGACAAACACCAUGUCGAAGGAUGUUAGGGAUCUGGAAAAGGUGGUUGUGAAUGAUGAGAGCAAGGAAAUGACGGUUGAUGGUUCGAUUUUGUUGGAGACAAAUACCAUGUCGAAGGAUGUUUGGGAUCUGGAAAAGGAUGUUGUGAAUGAUGAGAGCAAGGAAAUUGGAUCUGUUAAGAAUUUGACAAAUACCAUGUCCAAGAAUGUUGGGGAUACGGAACAAGCGGUUGUGAGUCAUGAGAGCAAGGACAUUGAAUCUGAUAAGAAUUUUUCUAUUGCACUUAGUGAGGCGCCGCAAGGGAAGAAGAUAAGAUUAUGCAGUGAAAAUUCCUUUGAGUUGGGUUGUGUACCCCUUUGGGGAUACCAAUCUAUCUGUGGAAAGAGCUCGGAAAUGGAAGAUGCUGUAGUGGCUUUACCAAGAUUCCUGAGAUUUCCUUCUCAAAUGAUAAUUGGUGUUCAGAGUUCAAAUGGGAUGAAUCAAAAUCCAAGUCAUGUAACGGCUGAUUUUUUUGGAGUCUAUGAUGGACACGGGGGCUUUCAGGUUGCUAAUUAUUGCCGUGAUCGCAUUCAUUUGGCUUUGGCUGAGGAGGUGGAAAUCGCAAAGGAGGAUUUGCUUAAAGGGAGUUUCGGGAGUAAUUGGCAACAAAUGUGGGAGAAAGCCUUCUUGAGUUGUUUUCUGAAAGUAAAUGCUGAGGUUGGAGGAGCUCCUAUAGAUAACCAUGGCAUUGCGGAUGCCUCUGAGGGUUAUCUUGAACCAGUUGCUCCCGGUGCUGUGGGGUCCACUGCUGUGGUUGCCGUUGUUUGUCCAACCCACCUCAUUAUCGCUAAUUGUGGUGAUUCAAGGGCAGUUCUAUGUCGAGGGAAAGUAGCGCUGCCAUUGUCAGUAGACCAUAAACCAGACAGAGAAGAUGAGCGUGCAAGGAUAGAAGCUUUAGGAGGCAAGGUCAUUCAAUGGAUGGGAUUUCGUGUUUCAGGUGUACUUGCAAUGUCAAGGUCUAUAGGUGACAGUUACUUGGAACCCUAUGUUAUUCCGGAUCCAGAAAUGAUGUUUGUUCCGCGAACAAAAGAAGAUGAAUGCCUUAUCCUAGCGAGCGACGGGCUAUGGGAUGUCAUGACAAAUGAGGAGGCUUGUGAGGUAGCACGAAAGCGAAUACUUCUCUGGCACAAAAGAAAUAUCGGCUCUAACCCGCCUGAGCAAAGAGGUGAGGGAAUCGAUCCUGCGGCUCAAGAUGCAGCAGACUACCUUUCAAGACUUGCUCUCCAUAAAGGAAGCAGAGACAACAUCUCUGUGAUUGUGGUGGACUUGAAAGCUCAAAGAAAAUUUAAGAAGAAAACUUGAUCUAAGCUCUCGUUUUCUUUCUUGUUUUUUCAUUUUUUUUUCUAUCUUUGUUACUAUAUAGCAAGUUAUAAAAAUUCCUCUAAUUUGGAAUAGAACCUUCUGCCAUUCAUGCUGGUUAACUGUAUCUUUAGUGCAGAACUGGUUGUAUAUGCUACAAAUCCUCCUCAAAUAGAAAUAUCUCUCUCUC
Messenger RNA from Rhododendron vialii, 2773 nucleotides. Its product is annotated as protein phosphatase 2C 53-like. The transcript is spliced from 4 exons. Gene Ontology annotation, biological process: protein dephosphorylation. NCBI's taxonomy places the organism in Eukaryota, Viridiplantae, Streptophyta, Magnoliopsida, Ericales, Ericaceae. Bases 832 to 2586 code for a protein of 584 amino acids. Gene Ontology annotation, molecular function: cation binding; protein serine/threonine phosphatase activity. The record is from RefSeq and is a predicted model, not a curated record.